Molecule: messenger RNA, 4277 nt
Organism: Orcinus orca (killer whale)
Lineage: Eukaryota; Metazoa; Chordata; Mammalia; Artiodactyla; Delphinidae
Gene: SLC7A8
Product: solute carrier family 7 member 8
Exons: 11
Coding region: 782-2365 (527 amino acids)
Biological process (GO): amino acid transmembrane transport; neutral amino acid transport
Cellular component (GO): membrane
Molecular function (GO): L-amino acid transmembrane transporter activity; neutral L-amino acid transmembrane transporter activity
Source: RefSeq, a predicted model, not a curated record
AGGGGAACACGUUCGUUUGUGCCAGAGCCACUCUCCUGUAACCACGGGAGAUGGGGCAGUCUGUGCCGUGAGGACGGAGAUCGGAAGAAGGAAAACAGGGACAAGAAAACAAGCGAGACCGAAGAGGACAUCUGGAGAAAGCGGAAGGCAGGAGACAGGGAGGGGAAAGCAACCCACGCCAGGUGGAAACAGGACCUAGAGCAAACCGGUCGGGUCCACGUUGUUUCUGGGAGAGAAGAGAGUACCGGAGGAUUGCCUUUUUUUCCUGUCAGUUAAUGAAAACUACUUUUAUCCUCAUCAUAAAAGAAAAGGGUAAGGGGAGGUAAAGACAAUCUGUUUUCUUAGGGGAAGAGCUGAGGGAAAUCCGGACUACCUCCUUGAAGCAUCUGAAAUAAGCCAGUGCCUGGUACACAUUGCUGAAAGGUCCUGGUUUCUGAAGAGCUACAUCCUUUUUUCAGGAGAAUUCCAGCCGGAGUAGCUGGUACAGUUCUAUUUUUAUAUUUAAAUAUCUAUGCCUCCCCCUUGCCGCCCCCAACAACACUUUCCUUGUUUGUAAGCACGAGUGACAAGAAAGUGUCACGGCAGAGUAGGAAUAUUUUCAUUUUUCUCUUUUAUCUGCCUGGGUCUUUUUUUUUUUUUUUUUUAAAGAGGGUAGGAGUGGUCCUUAUCACAUCACGGAAAAGGACGUCUCCAUUUGAAAGGCUUUCUCUCUAAAUAUAUUUACAUCCAUAUGCAUUAGAAAGAGAGAUACCUUUCGGAGGUUGAAAUCCUACUGAGAAACAUGGAAAAAGGAGCCAGGCACCGAAACAACACUGGAAAGAACCACCCAGGUGGGAGCGAGUCGGAGGCCAGCCCCGAGAGUUCUGGAGGGGGCGGAGUGGCCCUGAAGAAAGAGAUUGGAUUGGUCAGUGCUUGUGGUAUCAUUGUAGGGAACAUCAUUGGCUCCGGAAUCUUCGUCUCACCCAAAGGUGUGCUGGAGAAUGCCGGCUCUGUGGGCCUCGCCCUCAUCGUGUGGAUCAUAACAGGCCUCAUCACAGCUGUGGGAGCCCUGUGCUAUGCUGAGCUCGGGGUCACCAUCCCCAAAUCUGGAGGUGACUACUCCUACGUCAAGGACAUCUUCGGAGGACUGGCUGGGUUCCUGAGGCUAUGGAUUGCUGUGCUGGUGAUCUACCCCACCAACCAGGCUGUCAUCGCCCUCACCUUCUCCAACUAUGUGCUGCAGCCGCUCUUCCCCACCUGCUUCCCCCCAGAGUCUGGCCUUCGCCUCCUGGCUGCCAUCUGCUUAUUGCUCCUCACAUGGGUCAACUGCGCCAGUGUGCGGUGGGCUACCCGAGUUCAAGACGUUUUCACAGCUGGGAAGCUCCUGGCCCUGGGCCUGAUCAUCGUCAUGGGAGUUGUACAGAUCUGCAAAGGACAGUACUUCUGGCUGGAGCCAAAGAACGCAUUUGAGAAUUUCCAAGAACCUGACAUCGGCCUCAUCGCGCUGGCUUUCCUUCAGGGCUCCUUUGCCUAUGGGGGCUGGAACUUUCUAAAUUACGUGACGGAGGAGCUUGUCGAUCCCUACAAGAAUCUUCCCAGAGCCAUCUUCAUCUCCAUCCCACUGGUCACAUUUGUGUAUGUCUUUGCCAAUGUCGCUUAUGUCACUGCAAUGUCCCCCCAGGAGCUGCUGGCAUCAAACGCAGUCGCUGUGACUUUUGGAGAGAAGCUCCUAGGGGUCAUGGCCUGGAUCAUGCCCAUUUCCGUCGCCCUGUCCACAUUUGGAGGAGUCAAUGGGUCCCUCUUCACCUCCUCCCGGCUGUUCUUUGCUGGAGCCAGGGAGGGCCACCUUCCCAGUGUGUUGGCCAUGAUCCACGUGAAGCGCUGCACCCCAAUCCCAGCCUUGCUUUUCACAUGCAUCUCCACCCUGCUGAUGCUUGUCACCAGCGACAUGUACACACUCAUCAACUAUGUGGGCUUCAUCAACUACUUCUUCUACGGCGUCACAAUUGCUGGACAGAUAGUUCUUCGGUGGAAGAAGCCAGACAUCCCCCGCCCCAUCAAGGUCAGCCUGCUGUUCCCCGUCGUCUACCUGCUGUUCUGGGCCUUCCUGCUGGUCUUCAGCCUGUGGUCGGAGCCCGUGGUGUGUGGCACCGGCCUGGCCAUCAUGCUGACAGGGGUGCCUGUCUAUUUCUUGGGUGUUUACUGGCAACACAAGCCCAGGUGUUUCAAUAAGUUCAUUGAGCUGCUGACCCUGGGGAGCCAGAAGAUGUGUAUGGUUGUGUACCCCAAGGUGGAGGAGGACUCAGGGACAGAGGAGCUACAGGAAGACAUGCAGGAGCAGCGGCAGCCCACUGCCCCCAAGGACAAGGAUGCAGAGGAGCCCUGAGGACCACCCUCCCCUCUCAGCUGCUUCCCUCCUCCUUCAUCCCCCUCUCUGCCCUCCUGCCCUGCCUGGGUCCCCCAAACACACACACACCCCUCUGCCUCUGUCAUUCCGGGGUCAGGACCUGGGUGUGGGUGGUGAGAAACUAUAAACAAAGAUACUGACAUUUGUACCCAAAGAUCCAGCCUCCUCUCACCCCCAAGGCCUGUGUCUAAAGCAGUGGAGCUUCUGGGGUGCCCUACACGGCCCUCCCUCCUGGGCCCACACCCUUAGUCACUUCCUCAGGAACCUGAGUUCAGGGCUGCCUUCCCUCCCCAUUCCUGAGCCCAAGGGAGGCCUCAGCUCCAACAGAAGUGGCAGCAACAGUGAGUCACUUGGGGACAGACUCGAGCAAAUCUGUCACCAUUAAAGGUCAGCUGCAGAGACCCAAAUCCCCCUCCCUUCACCAGUGACCGAAGACAUCAGAGGUGAUGCCUCCCUCUGCCCCCCCUCCCCCCUCCCCCUCCCCCCCUUCCUCCCCCCCCACAGCCUGGGCCUUCUGUGCAGAGUGAGGUUCCUGUCAGGACAGCAUCUCCCCACUGACCUAAGGACCAAUGUGCAGGAGGACUGCCCCCUCCCCUAACCCCGGCCGGGCCUGUGGAACAGAUUGGGAAAGGCUCAGAUUGUAGAAACCCAGCCUUGCCCCUGCCUCCUCCCCCCAACUCAGUGCCAAAGCUUCCUGAAGCCAGAAAGCUGCUUAUUUCCAAUGUAGCAGACAUUUCUCUCCUAAUGACAAAGCAGCUCCUCUCCUCCUCCCUCCCACCCCCAUGGGAAGGAGCCCACCGCCCUGUUACCCCCGCAGUGAUGCUCCAACACAGCCCCAGGCAGCCAGCUCUGCCGGCAGCCCCAUCUUGCCCUUCUCCUCCUCUCUGGACUUUUGCUCCUGGGGUGUGAAGGCUCCCCAAGCCCUUCAUGCCUGAAAGUCGAGCCAAAUCAGCCUUAAGUCACCUCCCAUCCAAGAACUGGACCUAAAAAUACCCCCUUAUUUCCAGCCCUCUGGUCAGACCUGGCAUGAAAAGCCUUCCAGGGAGGGAGGGCUAUUUCCCAUCUCCCCAGAGGUACCCAUCCCAUCACCUCGGAGACUGUUUGGGGAGAAAGUAUAUUCUGAAGGCCAUUUCCUCCCCCAACUCAGAUCACCCCUCCCUCCUUUCUGCUCACACCACUGUCCCGUCUGGACAGCCUCCAGGACAGGAUGAGAGGACAGUGGCAGAAGGUACCCACUUUGGAGGCUCUCGGAAAAGCCCGUUCUCUAUGGUUUGCUGACUUGUGGCCAUCCUGUCCUGCAGGCAGGAAGCUGCCAUUCCCUGUGCUCCAAAGAAGGUGCUGGUGUUUGCCCUGGGCCCUUGCAGCCUCCUAGCCACACCUGUUGUGCUAAGGACUGGGAUUCUUUUAUCCCAAGCAGGAGUCCCCCCCCUUACCCCAACUCCCUAUCCUGUCUGCUGAAACUGGAAAACCUGGGGAGUCCUCCUGGCCUACUUGGGUCUCCCAGCUUCCCACCCAGCCUGCUUGAGCCUGCAUUGGUAAGAUGCGGGUUUGGUCCGAGUUGUGGUCCCUUCAGAGUGGACUCCAGGCAGACUGGGGCUGGCCCCUGGAGGGUCAGGGGACCAUCCUCUUGUUCCCUCUUCUCAUUCCUCCAACCUUCAAUUAUUGUUUUUUUGUAAAGUGGAUGCCUUACUUUUUGGAUAAAUAUUUUUGAAGCUGGCAUUUAUAUUUCUUUUGGAUUUUUAAGGUUUUGUUCUUUUUUUUUUCGGGGAGGGUUUUAGUUAUAGCUGGAUAAUAAUCUUCUGUCUUUGAGUUGGUUUAGGUUUUAGUUGUGUGUUUUGUUUUGUGAGGGUUUUUUUUUUUUCUGUUGAUGUAAUAAAAUUUUAAAUGGAAA